Messenger RNA from Photinus pyralis (common eastern firefly), 2356 nucleotides. RefSeq lists its product as uncharacterized. Lineage: Eukaryota; Metazoa; Arthropoda; Insecta; Coleoptera; Lampyridae. The transcript has 3 exons. Bases 1116 to 2147 code for a protein of 343 amino acids. The record is from RefSeq and is a predicted model, not a curated record.
AGUUUCAGGAGAAUUGUCUUUAUUUCGGAAUAAGAGACCAUCAAAAUUUCAACAUGAUACAAUUACAACUAAUUCAAAUGAACUAAUAACGUAUAGAUCAUCCACUCUGCUUCUUACGCUAUCAGAUACUCGACUGGGCAUGGGCAUACAUUAUUUUUUCAAACUUUGAAAGGUGCCUGGCAAGGUGUUAGCCCCGCUUCUCCUCAGCCAGGUCUGCAGUUCUGAAAAGAUCAGAUUCGGAAUCUUUGUUCUUAGCUUUGAUUAUAAAGUCAAUAUAUCUAUCUCUAUAUCUAUCUUUAUUCAAAGGUUCAUCAGAUCAAAUUGUAACCCCAAAUUAAAAAUUCCGCAUCCGCAUAUUACUCUGUUAAUUUUGACGCAUCAUGAUAUGAAGGUUAGCGCACAAAUCAGCGCAACACAAGCACAAAUUGAUUUAUUACGGACGUUUAUGUUAAUGAAUUUAGGUAAACAACUGAAUACAGGUGGGAUAUGCUCGGUAAAACUCUGACUGAUUGACCUGACACCACCUCCUCCAGGCGACUUUUUUGAGCUUUCGAUUACGAAUAUUCAGGAAGCUUGGUGUAAUACGAGUAUGAUGCAGACCGAUUUUGAUGACGACUUGAUUGAUAGCAUGCCAUACCGUUUAAGGGUGGAGCAACUUAUUUGCAUGUCUUGCUAUACCUACCCAUAUAAUUCAGAAAAUUCAGUUUAGGUGGACGCCAAAGUAAAUACAAGAUUGGAGUUUGUAAUCAUUCUCAUGGCAUUCAAUAUUCAAUAUUUAAAUGCGAACGUAGCCAAUUGUAUGCUAUGAAGGGGAAAACGCGUAGGUAUAUGUACAGAUGUUUAAUAUAACAAGGAAAAAGUCAAAGAUUUUUUGUUUAAUUUUUCCAGAUCAUUUUAUUACUUACACACUUCAAUGUAAUGUGGAUCAAUUUGCUUUAGGUAUACACAAUAUUUUAAACUUUCGUCGCGACGCUUGUUUUGGCGCGCUUAACCAGACUCGCCAAUAUUGAUUGCGACGCCCGGGGUGUAUGUGAUGUAGCAGUUGCAAUGUAACCGUGUAAAUGCUGUGUUUGUUUACAUACCCAAAUAUUAUUUAAUAAAAAAAUUAUCGAACGAUGACGUCCACUGAAAGUAUUUCCGAAAAUCAACUUACACCGCAAACGCCGGUAUUAACUGUUGCGUGUAAAAUACUCCGGUCGCCAUCUCAUGAAUCGGUUACGACUGAUCUAUCGUUAUUUUCGGUAUCGUCUGUGGCGUCCGACUUGCACUCAGGCCGUAGGCUGCUUAGUUUUAGCAAAUCUGACAGAGGCCACAGUCCAAAUCCCGACAGCAGGGCUCAGUCGGCCAGACCCGCAGAUAUUCCUGAGAUAUUGUGGUUUGAAGAAGAAACGGAACUAAUCCGUAACUGUGCGGCCUUAUCUUCAGCAGUAGGAUUACAAAAAAGUUUUAGUACUAGCGAUAUCAGUCAAUUACCGUCACCCGAAGACGCACCAGUUGCACCUGGAGUUAGAAGCGCCGUGUCAGAGUUAGCGCUUAAUUCUUUGCAAAGAUCUAGUUUUUUGCUUGAGAACGUGCGGCUUGAUCACACAUCUAGAUCGUGUUCUACUUGGGUAGCAGUAGGAGACAUAGCAUCAACUUCCCAGUUACCUUCACCGCAUGGUGGACAUUCUACAUCAACAGUACCGCCAGCAAGUACUCCUCCACCUCCUACAUUCACGGCUGUCGAUUUUAUACGUUCAGUAAAUAAAAAGGUGCGGCAAAAUUACAUCCGUCGAAGAUUGUUAACCACUUACAAAGCAUUGGAAAGACUGUCACAAAGUGAAUUUAACUUAGAUAGACUAGAGGUGUCGUUAUCAACCCCUGUAACGAAUUCUACUGCGACAGAAUGUAACGUUAUAAAGGAAGCUGCAGCGCGAUUAACGGUCCCAGGAUCUACUCCCGUACCUAAACCAUCAAUCCCACCAAACAGUCCCAACCAAGCAGUACUAAAAGUUGUUAAGCAAACAACCAAUAAUAAUUUGCCUCUUACAAUCAGAGAUGUUGAAAGAGAACGCGGAAAACCUUUGUCAAAAUAUGAAAGAAAUAUGAUGAUAUUUAACUGGCUUCACACCUUAGACGAUUCGGCGUUCGUCGAAGGCGUUCAAUAAUAUUAAACAUAAAUGUAAAAGUGUUAUUUCAAUAAGCAUGUUUAUAUCUAAGUACCAUAUAAUAUGAUAGAUAUUUAUUGUUUGAAAAUACCUAUUGUAAAGUUAUACCUCUAUCUACUUAUUCAUGUACACAUUAUGCAUAAAGUACCUACUUAACGUUUUUCAUUGUAUAAAACUCAUAUCGUCUAAAAAAAUAAAUUAUAAUUAAU